ACGUCUCAACCAAUGAACGUGGGUACAUUGGGAGAGGCUGGUUUGUUGACAGGAUGUGGUGUUGAGAAAACUACAAUCUGCGAGCUUGUAGCUAGGUACAGUGUUACUCGAAGUAAAUUAUGAGUUUUAAUGUGGACUUCAGGCAAAGAUGCAAUGGAGGUCAAUAGUGCUGGGUUUGCUUUUCUUAAGACUGGCUCUCAGUUGUGUUUUAUGGCUCGCGUUUGGGUUGGGACCUAGCUGGGGGUUUAACUUCCCCAUCAAAUUCAAUUUUAAUUUGCACAAAAUCGAACUUCUGAGGGAUGGCGACAGAACAUCCUCAAUGACCAAUACAUGGUCACAGAAGACGUAUGACACGCUGGAUAAUCUAGGGAAGACCUGCUCGAAGGUUGGAGAAAAUUCUCCCAAAAAAUCUUAUCUUAGUUUCUUUGAAGAUGGCAGAGACGAAUAUGAUAGGAAGUAUAGCUCCUUCCCGGACACUCUCAAGGCCGAAAUGAAAGGUUUAGCAAAAGACAUGUUCUACUUUGGAUAUGACAAUUACAUGAAAUAUGCAUUUCCAGCAGAUGAACUUAAUCCGAUUGACUGUCAAGGAAGGGGACCUGAUGUUUUCAACCCGUCCAACAUCAACAUCAACGAUGUUCUGGGAAACUACUCUUUGACCCUUAUUGAUACAUUGGAUACAUUGCUGAUUCUUGGAAAUGUGUCCGAGUUCCACAAAGCUGUCAAACUGGUGAUUGACACUGUGUCCUUCGACAAAGACUCAACUGUGCAAGUGUUUGAGGCCAACAUAAGGAUUCUGGGCAGUCUGAUCUCAGCUCACAUCCUCCUGACAGACCCACACCACCCCUUUGGAGAUGUGAGCCUGGAGGACUACGACAACGAGCUCCUGCAUAUGGCCCAUGAUCUGGCUGUGCGACUGCUUCCAGCCUUUGAGAACACUGGCACAGGCAUCCCCUAUCCCCGGGUGAACCUGAAGAAGGGCGUUCCCCCCGACAGCGUGAACGAGACGUGCACUGCAGGAGCGGGGUCUUUGCUGGUAGAGUUUGGCAUCCUCAGUCGCCUGAUCGGAGACUCCACCUUUGAGUGGGUGGCCAGGCGGGCAGUGCGUGCGCUCUGGAGCCUGAGGAGCAAUGAAACAGGCCUGCUGGGUAAUGUGGUGAAUAUCCAGACAGGCCAGUGGGUCAGCAAGCAGAGUGGCUUGGGGGCUGGGAUGGACUCCUUCUAUGAGUACCUGCUCAAGUCCUACAUCCUGUUUGGGGAGAAGGAGGACUACCGCAUGUUCAGCGCAGCCUACGAGAGUAUUCAGAGCCACCUCAGGAGGGGGAGGGAAGCGUGCAAUGAGGGGGAGGGGGACCCGCCUCUAUACGUCAAUGUGAACAUGUUCAACGGCCAGAUCAUGAACACCUGGAUCGACUCCCUGCAGGCCUUCUUCCCAGGCCUUCAGGUGUUGAAUGGUGAUGUGGAAAAUGCCAUCUGCUUGCAUGCCUUCUAUUACGCCAUCUGGAAGCGCUUCGGAGCACUACCAGAACGGUACAACUGGCAGCUGCAAGCCCCCGACGUGCUUUUCUACCCCCUCCGGCCUGAGCUGGUGGAGUCCACCUACCUGCUCUACCAGGCAACAAAGAACCCCUUUUACCUGCAUGUAGGAAUGGAUAUCCUCCAAAGCCUUGAAAAGAAUACCAAAGUCAAGUGUGGCUAUGCUACUCUGCACCACGUGGUGGACAAAUCCAAAGAGGACCGCAUGGAGAGCUUCUUCCUCAGUGAGACCUGCAAAUACCUUUACCUGCUCUUUGAUGAGGACAACCCACUGCACGACUCAGAGAGCCGCUACAUCUUCACCACAGAGGGCCAUGUGGUGCCCAUCGAGCCGCGCUUCCGCGAGCGCACCUGGAGCCACCUGCAGUCCUCUGAUGAGCCUUGUGACGAAGAGCCUGACCAUCAUCACCCUGCCAACACCAGCAAUUGCGACCGGAUCCCUGAAGAACGACGCUUCAGCCUGCCUCUCAAAAGCAUCUACAUGAGGCAGAUCGACCACAUGGUUGGCCUGUCCUAAUGCCCCACCGAAGCCCACCUUCAUCUCUGCUGCAGCUGCCUUUUGACUCUUCAGGAGAACUCAUCAUGACCUGAGAAACACUUGUUUUGUUAUACCUCGACUUUUUCCUCACCCCUUUUUUUACGAGAAACUAAUAUAUUUUAUAACAAACUACACAGGACACACAUAUCCGAGAAAAUCAUUUGUUUUGUUUUGUUGUGUUUUAGCGAUGUUUUGUUAUUUCAGGGGAGACAUGCACUAAAAAUCAGACCUUUUUCUUUUUUCAUUUUAAACUUCCCUUCUGGAAGAAUUCAGCCUACAACAGGACACACUCAACCUGGGACUCAGCAGGUUGUUUUGCCAAGCCUUCUCUGGAAGGUAUUUGUGCCAGAGGAACUGGUAUGGGAGAUGUGCAGGAGGUAAUGAUGUGCAAUGCAAAGCAAAUAUUUUGCACCAAACUACACAGAGCUACAUGAUGAAACACAGGACUCACUUUGUGCGAGGCUGCAUUUUUUUUUGUGUGUUGUAGCCAACAUGGACAACGUGUCUGAACAUGGACAAAACAUGGGGUGUGGUGGGGAGACUCCAUGUAAGGACUUUUCUGUGCCAUUUCUUUGGGGCCUAAUAGUAUUUGGCAUAAGAAUGCCUGACAGUAAUUCCAGCCUUAUUCCAACUGCUUCAGUGUGUUGUUCAGGACUGUCUUCAGUGACAGUAUAUAGCCAAACCUUUGUUCAUCAUCUUAAUUGUAUAGCCAUUUGAGGACUUGUAGCUACUCGUGUGUUGUCUAUGUUAGAGAUUAACAUUGAUUUGGAAACUUUGAGGUGUUGACAGUGAUUGUUAGGAAUUCCUUUAUCACUCAGGAAGCACAAGGGAAGUAAGUCAUGAAUACUUAAAAAAAACAAAGCAAACAAAACAAAAUCACCUGUUUAAAGUCCCACACAGUGAUUGCUGGAUGGGCAUCCACACAGACUGCAGUCAGUGUGUGAAGUCACAGGUACGACACAGAUGCCUGUGCUGCACAACUAUUUAUCCGGGCAGUUAUAGUCUUCCAAUUCUCCAGAGAGAUGGUUGUUAUGAGCGUUAUUCAAACCAUCUUGCUAUAGCAGACCUCAGAUGUCCGUAUUGGUGAAGUGUUCUCUCUUCACAAAUAUUUGUCUCUUGGGGGGGUGGGGGGGUCUUUAAUUUUGUUUCUGUCUUUGAUUUUAUUCUCCACAAAGGUCAUUUUUGGGCCAUUCUUAUUGUGGUGUGUAACAUUAUUUCACUGUAUUGUCGCUCUGUGAGUUUUGGUCACAGAUGCCGGUGUUUGAGGCAUAGGUGGGUCUUUGGGACUGGCAGCAAUGCUAUCCCAGGGAAAGGUUAUUGAAAGCCAUGCUAAGUGCAUUAAUGCUAUGCAUCCUAUUUCCAGCUAAAGUAUUUUCUGAUGGCAGAUGGCUGUACAGUAUGUCACAUGACAACACAUAGCACAGUGCCUCCUAAUGUUAACUGCACAACCACCUCAUUGACUGUGCCUGUAGAUUUGGUGUUUUGAUUGUAGUGUGUGUGUGUGUGUGUGUGUGUGUGUGUGUGUUUUGUUCUCUCAAUCUAACGGACCAGACCUAGUAAAUGGUGCCUUUCUCUCAUGUAGUGACUGUAGUGUACUAUAGACUACUGGUAGGCAAACCUGCAAGCUGGGGCUCUUAACAAGGCUCUGUGACUUUAGAGGUAAAACCAUGACAAGGUGUAAAAAAAACAACAGAUCUUUUUUCUUCCUUCAAUUGAUGACUUGCGAUAUCUGCAAUAUUUCUUUUGGUGCAAAAAAUGUAGUUGUGGUUCUUCCCACUCGCUUUCCCUGAAGUUUGCCUGUCAGUGAUUUGAAUGGUCCAUGAGUGCUGUUUUCUGAAACAAACAACUUAAAUAUGAAGGCUGCAAAACAAGUUGGGUAAUUGUUUUCUUAGUGUACAUUGACUAUUUCAACUAUUGAUGACUAUUCUUUGAAUAAAAAUGGCUAAAUGAUUGUAAGUGCAAGAGUGGAAACAUUAUCUGGAUGUUUGUGAGUUAUGGUGUGUGUGUUUUUUUUGUUUUUUUUGUUUUUUUUUUUAAAACAACCUUUUUAACAGAUAUUUGUAUUUACCAUAGAUUAUACAGUUCACUUGCUCUCCAUAAUUGUCCUCUCAUUAAAGAAAUGUUAUUCACUUUGCAUUGUAAAAUGCAAGAUACCUCAUGCUAACCCUUCACCCAGCUCCAAAUGAUUGCGCUUCCUCUUGAGAUGAUGUCAUAUGAUAUUUUUUUGGCUAAACCAAUUAGGUGAAAGGUUCAUGCUGGUGUAUUUGUGUGCUUGCAGCGAUCAGGUGCAAAAGCAGGAGCUGCGGACAAGCUGUGUCGAAACAAAUUCUGCCUCUUUGGCCGUUAGCAAAGCAAACUGGUUUUGCACAUCAGAGAGAGGAAACUCAGGGACUGACGUAAGUCAGGAUGUGUUUGUUUUAAAUAAGUACUCGAGGAUGUCAUUGGAUAGUGAUUUGCUUGACUGUCUGUCCUUGUUCUGUCUCAUUUCACCAUUCUGAUCAUAGGCUAAAUGACAAGUUAAAAUUUAUUUUUUGAGUGUUCAUGUGCCCUUUUCACUAACCAGCUGUGUGGUUGAGCAUCAUUUUAAUAUGCAUGCUUUGGGUAACUCAUGUACAUUGAAGGACAUACUGUAUGUCCAGAAGUAUGAAGUCUUGCAAUAAACUAAUCUGAUUUAUUGUU
Messenger RNA from Alosa sapidissima (American shad), 4750 nucleotides. It is a transcript of the gene edem1, whose product is annotated as ER degradation enhancer, mannosidase alpha-like 1. The coding region runs from base 149 to 2050 and encodes 633 amino acids. Gene Ontology annotation, biological process: carbohydrate metabolic process; mannose trimming involved in glycoprotein ERAD pathway; endoplasmic reticulum mannose trimming. Gene Ontology annotation, molecular function: mannosyl-oligosaccharide 1,2-alpha-mannosidase activity; calcium ion binding. The record is from RefSeq and is a predicted model, not a curated record. The transcript is spliced from 12 exons. Gene Ontology annotation, cellular component: membrane; endoplasmic reticulum. Lineage: Eukaryota; Metazoa; Chordata; Actinopteri; Clupeiformes; Clupeidae.